Triticum turgidum subsp. durum (durum wheat) is the source of this 2277-nucleotide messenger RNA. Lineage: Eukaryota; Viridiplantae; Streptophyta; Magnoliopsida; Poales; Poaceae. The record is from the annotation of a GenBank genome assembly.
AUGGAAACCCUAAUGGUGGACCGCGUCCACAGCAGCCUCCGCCUCUUCAUGAACCGCAACGCCGUCUUCCUCUGCGAGCGCCUCUGCGCCCAGUUCCCCGCCGAGACCAAUGUGCAGUUGCUAGCGACUUGCUACCUUCACAACAACCAGCCCUAUGCUGCAUACCACAUUUUGAAAGGUAAGAAGCUGCCGGAGUCUCGAUACUUGUUUGCUAUAUCAUGCUUUCGAAUGAACCUACUGCGGGAAGCUGAAGAAACUCUGUGUCCAGUCAAUGAACCAAAUGUUGAGGUUCCAAGUGGUGCGACAGGACAUUACCUUCUUGGACUAAUUUACAGGUACACUGGCAGAGUGGCAGCUGCAGCCGAGCAAUUCACACAAGCUUUGACUCUAGAUCCUCUUUUGUGGGCGGCAUAUGAGGAAUUGUGUAUACUAGGAGUUGCUGAAGAUGCAAAUGAAUGUUUUACGGAAGCAACUGCCCUACGUCUCCAGCAGGAACAAACAUCUACAUCAAAUCUGGAGAAGUCAAACUUUGUCAAUGAAAAUCGAGUUCUAUCUCCCAAUGUAUCAGCAAGCCUUGUGGAUAUCAGCCCUAAGCACAUAAAACAAUUGCCUGCUAACAACGCAGCUGAAGUGCCUGGUUAUCCUCAUCUAAGAGCAACCGCAUUGCAUGUGCAGAACAGUGUACAAUCUAAUGUAGGACAGUUUGACAGUCCAUCACCAACUGUAACACAGACUUCUGGCAUCGUUCCACCACCACUCUUUAGGAAUCUCCAUGCCUAUCAGAAUACAACAAGUGGUGAUGCUCCGGCCAAACCAAAGGUUAAUGCAGUGAACCAACCACCUAGAAGAAAAUACUUGGAUGAAGCAAGGCUGAAGAAGGUGACUGGAAGACUCUUUAAUCCGAGUGGUGAUUCAGUACCUCGAAGAAGUGCAAGACUAUCUAGGGAUACUCCAAUAAAUUCGAAUUCCAAUAUAUCUCAGUUUGGAGGAAAUGGAUCAGAUCACUCGUCAGGUAAAUUGCGAGUAAACUCGUCCACAUCAUCAAAAUUGUGUUCGACAGCCAUACGUUCUGUGCAAGUUAGGAAAGGAAAGCCACGGGCUACAGAAAAUUUUGAUGAAGGAAGCAGGUAUGAAGCUGUUGAUGAGAUGUGGACAGAUAAUAUAGCAGCAACUUCAUCUUCUUUAAGUAUAGCUGAAGGAAGGUACUUUGAGCAAGAUAAAGCUGAGCGAACCCUGUCACAAGACUCCAAAAUGGCGACUGGUAUCAGGGAGCUAUUGGGACUUUUGCGGACACUUGGGGAAGGCUAUAGGCUAUCUUGCUUGUUUAAGUGCCAGGAAGCACUGGAAAUCUACAGGAAACUCCCAGAGCCACAAUUUAAUACGGGAUGGGUCUUAUGCCAGGUUGGGAAGGCAUAUUUUGAAUUGGUCGAUUAUUUAGAAGCUGAUCAUUUCUUUGAGUUAGCGCAUCGAUUAUCACCGUGCACGUUGGAGGGAAUGGACAUAUACUCUACUGUUCUUUAUCAUUUGAAUGAGGAAAUGAGGCUAAGUUACCUUGCUCAGGAGCUUAUUUCUGUUGAUCGACUAUCUCCUCAAGCAUGGUGUGCAGUGGGAAAUUGCUUUGCCUUGCGGAAAGAUCAUGAGACUGCUUUAAAGAACUUCCAGCGUGCUGUACAGCUUGACUCAAGAGUAGCAUAUGCUCACACUCUAUGCGGUCACGAAUAUUCUGCAUUGGAGGAUUACGAGAACAGUGUUAAAUUCUACCGAUGUGCACUUCAGGUAGAUGAAAGGCACUACAAUGCCUGGUAUGGGCUUGGAGUAGUUUACCUUCGCCAGGAAAAGUUUGAGUUUGCUGAGCAUCAUUUUAGAAGGGCAUUUCAGAUAAAUCCCCGUUCUUCUGUUCUUAUGUGCUAUCUUGGGAUGGCCUUACAUGCUCUAAAGAGAGAUGAGGAUGCAUUGGAGAUGAUGGAGAAAGCCAUAUUUUCUGAUAAGAAGAAUCCACUUCCUAAGUAUCAGAAGGCUUUAAUUCUGGUAGGACUUCAAAAAUAUCAGGAGGCUCUGGAUGAGUUGGAACGGCUAAGGGAGAUUGCACCUCAUGAGAGUAGUAUGUAUGCACUUAUGGGCAAGAUAUACAAGCAACUCAAUAUUCUCGACAAGGCUGUAUUUUGCUUUGGCGUUGCCCUUGAUUUGAAACCUCCCGCUGCCGACCUUGCUAUAAUCAAGUCUGCAAUGGAGAAAGUACACCUUCCAGAUGAACUGAUGGAGGAUGAUGACCUGUAA